GCUGCCCGGUGGGUCGAGGCGUGUUGUGAACCGAGGCGAUCCCAGAAGAUCUUCCUCCUCGCCGAACCCAGGGGCUGAUGCAUCCCCCUUCCCUGUUCCGGUGCCCGGCUCCUGCAUCUCGGGAUCCUUUCCCUGCCGCUGGGAAUGAGGGCGUCUCCUGCCCGUUGGCUCUCAGCCUCGCUCGCCGCAGGAGAGGUUUCACGCCGGCAAUCGGCAGCUGAGCAGUGCGCUGCCCACUAUGGCCGGCUGGUUUAGGCGGCUCCUGCACAAGCCCAAGCCCAGCUCGGCGGAGAGCAGCCUCGAUGCCGGCCGCUCUGCUUCAUCCUCGCCUUCCUCCUCCUCAUCCUCUGCCAAGAGCUCCGGAUCCUCUCCUGGCACGAGCCUGGCCAGGUCUGUCUGCCCAGCGCCCGUCUUGGCGUCGGACAUCAACGCCUCGGGCAGCGCCCGAUGGGCCAAGAGCUACGACGUCUGCAUCUGCCACAGCGACGUGGACCUGGAGCUGGUGGAGGAGCUGGUGUCCUACCUGGAGGGUCAACCCGAAAGCUUCCGUUGCUUCCUCCAGCUGCGGGACGCGGCAGCGGGAAGCGCGGUGGUGACGGAACUGUGCGAUGCCGUGCAAAACAGCCACUGCUGGGUCAUGCUCAUCACCCCCGGCUUCCUCCGGGACCCUUGGUGCAAGUACCAGAUGCACCAGGCGUUGGCCGAAGCUCCGAUGGCCAACGGGCGCACCAUCCCGGUGUUGAAGGACGUGGAUCGGAAGGACUAUCCCAAGGAGCUGCGAAACCUCUACUACAUCUACAUGGCGCUGAAGGAGAAGAGCUUCAGGCAGAUCAGGGACACCAUCAUGCGCUACCUCCAGGAGCUGUGCCGGAGCUCUGCCAGCAGCACGGAGUAGUGCCGGGAGCAGGCAGAGGCGUCCCUGUGGGCGUUUCGGAGCUGCCACCGCUGGAUCGGGAUGCGGCCGUGUCCUGACGGACCU
Messenger RNA from Aptenodytes forsteri (emperor penguin), 979 nucleotides. It is a transcript of the gene TIRAP, whose product is annotated as TIR domain containing adaptor protein. Lineage: Eukaryota; Metazoa; Chordata; Aves; Sphenisciformes; Spheniscidae. The coding region runs from base 239 to 895 and encodes 218 amino acids. Gene Ontology annotation, biological process: signal transduction. The record is from RefSeq and is a predicted model, not a curated record. The transcript is spliced from 6 exons.